AUGGCCGAGAAGGGCGUGAAGGUGUUCGGGAUGUGGGCGAGCCCUAUGGUCAUCAGGGUGGAGUGGGCGCUCCGGCUGAAGGGCGUCGAGUACGAGUACGUCGACGAGGACCUCGCCAACAAGAGCACCAACCUGCUGCGCUACAACCCGGUGACCAAGAAGGUGCCCGUGCUCGUCCACGACGGCAAGCCGAUCGCAGAGUCCACCAUCAUCGUCGAGUACAUCGACGAGGCCUGGAAGGGCGGCUACUCCAUCAUGCCGGCCGACCCCUACGAGCGUGCCCAGGCGAGGUUCUGGGCCAGGUUUGCAGAAGAGAAGUGCAACGCUGCUCUGUACCCGAUCUUCACCGCGACCGGCGAGGCGCAGCGCAAGGCGGUGCACGAGGCCCAGCAGUGCUUCAAGACCCUGGAGACGGUCUUGGAGGGGAAGAAGUUCUUCGGCGGUGAUGCCGUGGGUUACCUCGACAUCGUCGUGUGGUACGUACACUGGCUCCCCGUUACCGAGGAGGUGAUCGGCACCAGCGUCGUCACCGACAAGGAGCUGCCGCUGAUGAAGGCCUUGUUCGACCGGUUCCUCGCCGUUGACGCGGUGAAGAUGGCAUGGGCGCAAGCACUAAAAAGAAGGAAGCGGCCGCGCCUCCACCCGAAUCCCACCUCGCCUUCUCUCCCCCCUUCGCCUCCUCUCCCAAGUCACAAGUCCCAACGGAGCCGGCUGGGAGCUCUCUUGCCUCCCGCGAGGCUGUGUGGUGAGGCGCGGACGAGAUGA
Miscanthus lutarioriparius is the source of this 765-nucleotide messenger RNA. NCBI's taxonomy places the organism in Eukaryota, Viridiplantae, Streptophyta, Magnoliopsida, Poales, Poaceae. The record is from the annotation of a GenBank genome assembly.